GUAUACGUUACCUGUGCCUGCUCGCUACUCUCCCCCCAUUUGAACUGGAUUGGCUCAGAGCGGGUUGGAGAUUGUUCAGCGAGGGAUUCGAAGACGCACGCCAAAUGACUCCAGGAACAGCAUUGACCUGAGCUCAACACAGUGGAAUCAUGACCCUAGCAGCGUACAGAGAGAAGUUGAAAGAGCUCCCCCUGGUGUCUCUGUUCUGCUCCUGCAUCAACCCUCAGACCAUCGACUGUAAACCCACGUACAAAGCAGAAGAUGCGGUGGAUCUGGGCUGGUGUGUGAUAAAGGACGUGGAGGUGAUAGAGUUGAACAAGCGUUCUUCGGGCCAGGCCUUCGAGGUCAUCCUGAAGCCUCCGUCAUUUGAUGGCGUCCCAGAGUUCAACGCUACCAUGCCCCAACGCAGAGAACUCUCCAUGGAGGAGAUCCAGAAGAAACUAGAGGCUGCAGAGGAGAGGAGGAAGUGCCAAGAGGCUGAGCUGCGGAAGCACCUGGCAGAGAAGAGAGAGCACGAGAGAGAGGUGAUUCAGAAGGCCUUAGAGGAGAACAAUAACUUCAUCAAGAACGCCAAGGAGAAGCUGGAGCAGAAGAUGGAGGCCAACAAGGAGAACAGAGAGGCUCUACUGGCGGCCAUGUUGGAACGACUGCAGGAGAAGGACAAGCAUGCAGAAGAGGUGAGGAAAAAGGUACUAGCCUUGGCAGAUGUGGUGGAUCUGGGCUGGUGUGUGAUAAAGGACGUGGAGGUGAUAGAGUUGAACAAGCGUUCGUCGGGCCAGGCCUUCGAGGUCAUCCUGAAGCCUCCGUCAUUUGAUGGCGUCCCAGAGCUCAACGUUACCAUGCCCCAACGCAGGGAACUCUCCAUGGAGGAGAUCCAGAAGAAACUAGAUGCUGCAGAGGAGAGGAGGAAGUGUCAGGAGGCUGAGUUGCUGAAGCACCUGGCAGAGAAGAGAGAGCACGAGAGAGAGGUGAUUCAGAAGGCCUUAGAGGAGAACAACAACUUCAUCAAGAACGCCAAGGAGAAGCUGGAGCAGAAGAUGGAGGCCAACAAAGAGAACAGAGAGGCUCUACUGGCGGCCAUGUUGGAACGACUGCAGGAGAAGAAUAAACACGGCGAAGAGGUGAGGAAGAAAAAAAGAAGUGAAGGAGGAAGCCAGCUGGAAGACGAGUGGAGCGAGGGAGUGGGUUUUGUGAGUCCAUAAAAAAAAAACAGACCUGAAAACAAGCCAAUCUGAACUAUGAACACGGGAGUCAAUGUUCAUGUUAAUAAUGUAUUCGGUAACGAAUUGGAACAAGUGUACAAAACUAAACAGGGAUUCCACAACACACAACAAAAACAUUGUGAUGAAGUAAAAGAGACAAGGAUGUGUCUGGCUGGCAAUGUAAGGUGCACCAGGGUGUGAGUGGAUCUGGGUGUGAAUGGAUGUUUUAAUGACGAUGUUAAUUAUGUGGGGACAGACAGAGUGAAUCUGGCGUUUGUGCUGGAACACAGUGGAGUGGUAGGUUAUCAAUAUGGUGCCUCAGUCAGCGCCGAAACAUACAGUAGCACACCCUCAGAGCCCACUAUCCCACUAGCUGACUGAACACACCCUCAGAGCCCACUAUCGCAGAGCUGACUGAACACACCCUCAGAGCCCACUAUCCCACUAGCUGACUGAACACACCCUCAGAGCCCACUAUCACAGAGCUGACUGAACACACCCUCAGAGCCCACUAUCCCAGAGCUGACUGAACACACCCUCAGAGCCCACUAUCCCACUAGCUGAAUUAACACACCCUCAGAGCCCACUAUCGCAGAGCUGACUGAACACACCCUCAGAGCCCACUAUCCCAGAGCUGACUGAACACACCCUCAGAGCCCACUAUCCCAGAGCUGACUGAACACACCCUCAGAGCCCACUAUCCCAGAGCUGUCUGAACACACCCUCAGAGCCCACUAUCCCAGAGCUGACUGAACACACCCUCAGAGCCCACUAUCCCAGAGCUGACUAAACACACCCUCAGAGCCCACUAUCCCAGAGCUGACUGAACACACCCUCAGAGCCCACUAUCCCAGAGCUGACUGAACACACCCUCAGAGCCCACUAUCCCAGAGCUGACUGAACACACCCUCAGAUCCCACUAUCCCAGAGCUGACUGAACACACCCUCAGACCCCACUAUCCCACUAGCUGACUAAAACACCCUCAGAGCCCACUAUCCCAGAGCUGACUGAACACACCCUCAGAGCCCACUAUCCCACUAGCUGACUGAACACACCCUCGGAGCCCACUAUCCCACUAGCUGACUAAACAACAUCCACACUCUGUAUCUCACUUGCAGGCGCCUGCAACACAUCAAAAUGAUUUAUAGUGUAGAUACGUUUCUCCCUACAGCUUUAUCGGGAUGCUGUAACCAGCUCAUGCACCAUUUUGAAUUUACCGGGGAACACUGUCAAUGAUAAAUCAUUUGUGUAUAUCAGACAAAAGAUUGGAUUGUGUCAUUGGAAAAGGCUAAAUAUGUCUCAAAUACACUCAAAUAAUUUUAGCAAAUGUAUUAAAAAGGACAUACAGAAAUAUCUAAUUUACGUAAGUAUUCAAAACAGUCAAUAAAUGUUUGAAUCCACUUUGGCAUCG
Molecule: messenger RNA, 2614 nt
Organism: Oncorhynchus mykiss (rainbow trout)
Lineage: Eukaryota; Metazoa; Chordata; Actinopteri; Salmoniformes; Salmonidae
Source: RefSeq, a predicted model, not a curated record